This is a messenger RNA of Candidula unifasciata, 1666 nucleotides long. Lineage: Eukaryota; Metazoa; Mollusca; Gastropoda; Stylommatophora; Geomitridae. The record is from the annotation of a GenBank genome assembly.
GCGCCAAGAAAUCCAGGCUGAGCUGAAAGAAGAUGAAGCACCAUUAUCCUUGACAGCUUUUCCAAGAUUGGGGUGUGGGUUUUUUACUCACCCCCCUUUUCAGCCAGAUCCCAUCAAUGGUAUAUCCAAGUCACUGUUUUUCCCAGAUGAGGCCAUUAACCAAGGACACAUUAGAUUCAAAACACUGACAAGGAAUAUCAGAAGCAGAAGAGGAGAAAAAGUAGCUAUCAAUAUCCCAAUUUUCAAAGAUGUCAACACACCUUCGCCUUUUAUCGAAGAUUUCUCGCAUCUGAAAGAUGACGGCUCUAGUGCCGCAGCAGCAAAGCCAGAUCACAUCUACAUGGAUUGUAUGGGUUUUGGCAUGGGAAACUGUUGCCUCCAGGUCACUUUCCAGGCUUGUAACAUUGAUGAAGCCAAAACUUUGUAUGAUCAGCUGGCUGGCAUGUGUCCAAUAAUGCUGGCCCUUAGUGCAAGCUCCCCCAUUUACAGAGGUUAUCUCUCCGACAUAGACACCAGGUGGCCUGUGAUUUCUGCAUCAGUGGAUGACAGGACUGAAGAAGAAAGAGGACUUAAGCCAUUGAAGAAUGACCGGUUCAGGAUACAGAAGUCACGGUACGACUCCAUAGACAGCUAUAUCUCCCCUCUGGGUCGAUGCUACAAUGAUAUUGAGUUAACACUGGAUGAUGAUUUGUGUAAGGAGCUCAUUGAUGGAGGAGUUGAUGAACUUUUAGCGCGACAUAUUGCACAUUUGUUCAUCAGGGAUCCGGUCUCGCUAUUUAAAGAAAAGCUAGAGAGCCAAGAUGAUGAGACAGAUACUGACCAUUUUGAGAACAUCCAGUCCACAAACUGGCAGACGAUGAGGUUCAAGCCCCCGCCAGCAAACUCAAACAUUGGCUGGCGGGUAGAGUUCCGGCCCAUGGAGGCCCAGAUAACAGACUUUGAGAAUGCUGCCUUCACUGUGUUUAUUGUACUGCUCACACGAGUCAUCUUGUCAUACAAGCUGAAUUUCAUCAUACCAAUCUCCAAGGUAGAUGAAAAUAUGAGAACAGCCUUUAAACGAGAUGCAGCGAUUAAUGAAAAGUUCUACUUCCGCAAGGAUGUUUUGACAGAGUCGACUCCCCUGGAGUGUGCGCAGCAGUGUGGCAGUUCUGGAGGGUGCAGCGAUGUGCAAGGAGAAUAUGAGCUGAUGACCAUCAAAGAAAUUUUUCAUGGGAAGGGGGAUUUCCCAGGCCUGCUGGCCCUCAUCAACCUGUACAUGGACAGCAUGGAGAUCGAUGUGGACUCCCGGUGCACUAUUACCCAGUACCUGAUGCUGAUUGGGCAGAGGUCCUCAGGAACUCUACAGACCAGUGCCAAGUGGAUGCGCAACUUUGUCUUAAAUCAUAAAGACUAUAAACAAGACUCAGUCGUCUCAGAGCCCAUUGCCUAUGACCUCCUCAAGAGGAUAGUGAAUAUAUCCAACGGCUCCGAGAAUGCGGACCCACAGCAUCUCUUCCAUCACACGACCAAAUCUUCCGACAGCAUACCGGAGGCCCUGUACCAAGCCGAAGCAUUCCUGGACCAGAAGUCACGCAAAACCGCGACAGAGGCGGACAAACCCCACCAAGACUUUCAGCCCCACCCCUCGGAUAACCCACUGUCCAAUGGUUUAGUGAAUGGAGAUUGA